AUGGAGCCUCGGAUCGAUGAGGAGCUAGAGAUCUUACACCUCGGUCCGCUUCAGAGGUCAUUGUUGAUGCGACAACCAUAUCAUCGAUCAGAGGCCAUUUGGAAUGGCGAGGACUCGGGCCCACUUACGUGUCGUGGUCACACUAAGGAGAUGGCAAACGUUCAGAUGCAAGAUGAUCGAGUGAUUGACAUUAUCAAAUUGCUAAGGAUGGAAGGAUUGUUUAGAGCCCCUUCUAGAGAGAUAGAUCAUUGCCUAAUAUCGGCCCUAGUUGAGCGAUGGCGGCCGGAGACUCAUACGUUUCAUCUUCCACAUGGUGAGAUGUCAAUCACCCUACAAGAUGUGGUGGUAAUUUUCGGACUUCCUAUAGACGGUGAGGUUUUGGUUGGGCCGACUGUUGUGGUGGAUGGGGAUUGGAGUCAACUGUGUAGGGACUUGCUUGGUUUUACUCCGCCGAAUGACAAUAAAACUUUGGUGGGGCAAAGAAUUCUCAUCAGCUGACUUGUUGAGGCCAUUGCAGCACCACUGCCUCAUGACGCAAUGGAGAUGUAGAUACACCAGUAUGCCCGGUGCUAUAUUUUGCGCUAGUAGGGGAUAAACUUUUCAUGGACAAGUCAGGAGAUCGGGUGCAUCUAAUGUUCUUGGACUUCAUGCGCAACCUUUGUGAUACGCCACAGUAUAGUUGGGGUAGUGGUUGCCUGGCCUGGUUGUACAGAGAGUUGUGUCGGGCAAGCGAGAAAGGGGCAUCACAGAUUGGUGGGGCGUGCACCUUGGUCCAAUAUUGGGCAAGGGCAAGGUUGCCAUUCUUGUGCCUGAGGAUAGAGCCCCCACCUGGAUGUGAUUAUGGCCCAUGGCCAUAUGCUCCACUUGCAUUUAAAUGGGUGCGGGUGCCAAGCUCGAAGAGUAGGCCAUCCAACACGGCCUUGAUCCAUUAUCGUGAGCAAUUAGUUACAAUGCAACCAGACCAAAUUGUGUGGCAGCCAUACGAGGCAGACUUCGGCCACCUUCCUGAGUUCUGCGUUGCAGGGAGGGAUACGUGGACAGCAAGGGUGCCACUUGUGUGUUUUUGCAUAGUAGAGAGACACCACCCGGACCGUGUCCUUCGACAGUUUGGCUGGGCGCAAGAGCGGCCUGACGAUGUUGUCUACGAUGAUAGAUUGCAUAAAAUAGACUUACAUGGGAAGGUGGAAAAGAAUUGGAGGGAGGAGCAUGGACCGUAUAUCAUUUCAUGGGAAAUGAGACGACAACAAGUUUGUCAUGCACCUCCUCAGAUUGGUGAGAUGCCCCGUAAUCAUGCUUAUUACCUAUGGUACCGUCCGGUCACUCGAAAGUAUGUCGACCGCAAAAGCGCUAAAUUAGAUAUAAUGAUUCAAAGCCAUUUAGUGCUGUUGGAGAUGCUUCCUAAAGGCAGCCAAGCUCACAACCAUGUCUGACGUGUCCUAAAUAUUGUGGCUGGCCUUGGUGGUGGUCCUGCAGCAAAUGGGCAGGCAAACAAUAGGCAUGAGAUUGAACUAGCAGCUACUGCAACCCCAAGCACAAGCGCAGCACCCGUAAGUACACCGACCCGUAGUCAGCGUGCUACUGCAAGCCCAAGCAGAAGCGCAGCUAGGGGUCGUGGUCGGCCUGCUACAGCAAGCCCAAGCACAAGUGUAGUCAGGGGCCGUGGUCGGCGUGCAACAACCCCUUGGGUUAUAACUAGUCCUGAGAUGCCUCCACCCAUCCCACACGCAUCUCCUCAGCCUGAGGUCCCUCCACCCAUCCCAGAUGCAUCUCCUUAACCCGAGGUCCCUUCACCCAGCCCACCUUUGCAGCCCAAUUUUGAUGUCAGUAUUGAUCAAAAUUUGACCCCUCCUAUACUCCCCAAGACACCCUCAUACCCACCCACCAGCUCUACUGCACCCACUCCUGGCCUCUACAUAGAGCAUCAUUACCCACCUACUGCAUCCUUAUCUGACCCUCUAGGACCUCCGGUUGGGAUUGACACUCUACAGCCACAUAUUGAUGUACCGGACGAGCAUCCCCCCAUCAGCCCUCACCCCCACGAGGUAGACCGCAACGCACUAGAAGAGCACCCACUUGUGGGACAGGUGGACACAAAAUAAGACACCGAGGCAGCUCUAUGCACGAUGAUGAGCCCAAGGAUAAUGCCCCGCAGCCUCCUCCCUCGCGCAAACAUUACACGAGGGCUAAAAAACACAAAAUUGGUGAACCUUGAGUAAGUGCUAAAGUCAUG
Messenger RNA from Quercus robur (English oak), 2230 nucleotides. RefSeq names its product serine/threonine-protein phosphatase 7 long form homolog. Gene Ontology annotation, biological process: meristem maintenance; meristem development. Lineage: Eukaryota; Viridiplantae; Streptophyta; Magnoliopsida; Fagales; Fagaceae. The transcript has 6 exons. The record is from RefSeq and is a predicted model, not a curated record. Bases 603 to 1430 code for a protein of 275 amino acids.